UUUUCCGGCAGAUAGUUUUAUCAGCUGUUUUUUGGUUUUGUAACUGAUCCAAGAUUUAUUUAAAAUAAUAAUUAAAAUAUCACAAAAGUAUUUAAAAUGAUGCGCUACGAAGGCAACGAAAGGCUGGCGGAUGAGACGGCGUGUGCGGGAGUGCGAGCGGAUCUAAAGAUGUGCCUAUUGGAAAGCGAUUGCUGCAAAAUGGGCAAGACGCCGCGCCAGUGUCUCCAGGACAACAGCGUUCCACCAGAAUGUCAGGUGCUGCGCAACACAUUCUACGAGUGCAAGCGCUCUUUGCUGGACAACCGGCAGCGUUUUCGCGGUCGCAAAGGCUACUGAAGUUUAAACUUAAAUUAUAUUUCUAAGCGUCUAAAAUACAAAAAGAUUACACACAUAA
Messenger RNA from Drosophila ficusphila, 394 nucleotides. RefSeq names its product cytochrome c oxidase assembly factor 5. The transcript has 2 exons. The record is from RefSeq and is a predicted model, not a curated record. Gene Ontology annotation, biological process: mitochondrial respiratory chain complex IV assembly. Lineage: Eukaryota; Metazoa; Arthropoda; Insecta; Diptera; Drosophilidae. Gene Ontology annotation, cellular component: mitochondrion. Bases 97 to 336 code for a protein of 79 amino acids.